Hydractinia symbiolongicarpus is the source of this 2247-nucleotide messenger RNA. Its product is annotated as ras GTPase-activating protein-binding protein 1-like. NCBI's taxonomy places the organism in Eukaryota, Metazoa, Cnidaria, Hydrozoa, Anthoathecata, Hydractiniidae. The transcript is spliced from 13 exons. Bases 197 to 1747 code for a protein of 516 amino acids. The record is from RefSeq and is a predicted model, not a curated record. Gene Ontology annotation, molecular function: mRNA binding. Gene Ontology annotation, cellular component: ribonucleoprotein complex; cytosol.
UUUUAGAGCAUUAUGUUAUGUGACAUCGGUUCGGAAUCCGACACGAAUUUUGUCUUUGAAGGCGCUCGAUUAUGAACGGUCCGGAAAAUACACAGAAAACAGCUUGUGUUCUGUUUUUUUCCCUGAUGGGCAGCGAGCCGUUUUUGGAGAAACUUGUGAAAGAAAAGUAGAGUCAAACAAUCUGUGGAAAUCAGAAAUGGUUAUGGCACAACUACCAAAUACACAAUAUGUUGCCCAUGAGUUUGUACGUCAAUAUUACACCAUGCUUCAUAAGGAUCCUUCGCAACUUCACAGAUUUUACACAAGAGAAUCUCGUCUAACCCAUGGUGUUUCACCUAAUGCAAAAUCAGAAGAUCCAGUUUGUGGGCAAGAGGCGAUAAAUGACAAAAUAUCUCAACUGCAUUUCCGAAAUUGUCAUGCAAAAAUCAGAUCUGUGGACAGCCACCCAACUAUUGGAGGAGGUGUCGUCAUCCAAGUCACUGGAGAACUAUCUAAUGCGGGAAUGCCAAUGAGAAAGUUUAUGCAAACCUUUGUUUUGGCACAACAGGAACCCAAGAAAUACAACGUGUUCAAUGAUAUUUUCCGAUACCAGGACGAAACCUUUGAAGAUACUGAGAAUGAUGAAACUGUGGAUGGAACUGUUGAGUCAGAAAAUGGUUACCAAAAUCAUGACCCUGCUGGCAUGGUGGGACAGAUGGAUACCAUUCCUGACAAUGAAACCGAAGUGCCAGCUGUUGAUGCUGCUUCUGCUAUUCCACUUGUCAAUGAUGAUCACUUCAAUGAUGACCACUUUCAAUAUGUUCCCAAUGCUCCUGCACAAACCACUGAAGAAAAUGCAGAUGCUUAUGCGGAAGAUGAUCGUUUGCAAGAAGAUAGUGAUGAAUUUGCAAAACCGGCUGAAGAGGAUUAUCCUGUGUCAAAAUCUGUUGACGAUCAAGUUGAACAAUCACAUGAAGCAUCUGCUAGUGAUGAACAAGAAGCUAAAGAAGAUGAUGGGACUGAAUUCAAGGAGUACGAAGAUGUACAAGUUGAUGAAACGACUGAGGCUGCAAAUAAGCCCACUGAACCAGAUGCUAAUGAAUCCAGCAAACCUGUGACAUGGGCUGCUCUUGCUAAAAAGAAUACCACAUCCACGUCAGCCAACUCUUCGCCGGUGUCUAAACCUGCUCCAAAAAAGCCUGUACAGACUCAACAAAGACCUAAGAAACGCGAAGAAGCUCCUGUUACUAAAAAGGAAACUCCGGAAGAGCCAAGGAGAAGGGGCGCUGCACCAGAUAGUCAUCAGAUCUUCAUUGGAAAUUUACCAGUAACAGUGACUGAAAAAGACGUCAGGGAAGCGUUUAAAGAAUAUGGAACCAUCGUUGAAGUUCGAUUAAAUCCAAAGAACUUUGGAUUUGUCGCCUUUACUGGACCUGAAGCCCCGACUACAAUUUUACAAAAUAAAACGAAACAGAUUGUAAUUCACAACCACACAAUAAACACGGAAGAAAAACGUUCGGUUAGUGGAUCAGGUCGAGGUGGUGGUGGUGGUGGAAGUGGGGGUGGCGGAGGAGGCUUCCGAAGAGGAGACAGAGACUCUGCUCGAGGACGUAACGACCAAAAUAAAAAUAGAACUGGCAGUGGACAAAAUAGAUCAGGCAGGAACACUACUUACACACAAAAACAAUCUCGAAGUGGCGAUGACAACAAAACAGAAAGAAAUAAGGACCAGAAAGCUCCUCGAGAGCAAAAGCAAAGCAAACGAUAGUACUUAUUUAAUAAAUAGGUUUAGGAUUUUUUUUAAUUUACGUUUCUAAUAACGUAGCAAAUGGACCUUAAAUUUAUCAGCUUUGUUACCUGGAAAGCCUACCACGAUGUGUGUUUUUCGUUUGUAAAUUUCUACCAUUAUUUCUUAUUGUUUACGAAUUGCGUUGAAGUGUAAGGGCAUUCAAGAUUCGAUAUCCAACUAUAUUGUGCUUUUACACAUCCGCCAAUUCAAACACGCAAAAGUAUCGAAAAUUAUGAUCGAAUUAACGAAUGUUCGAAUUAAAGAAGAGACAAAAGAAGAAUGUCAAAAGGCAGGCAAGGGAACAAAAAAUUCGGUCAAAUUAGUGUAUGUAUGAAUUAGCGUUUGUGUACUUUUUGCAAAGUUAGUUUUUAUAGUGGUUUAUGGAUUUUGGACAUUCAUGUAACAUCUGAAAGUUUGUAUUGUAGUAAUACUUCUCUCCACGAAUUGAAUUAUCUAUAAAAAAAAUUUGAUUAUUCAAA